Molecule: messenger RNA, 3183 nt
Organism: Fusarium keratoplasticum
Lineage: Eukaryota; Fungi; Ascomycota; Sordariomycetes; Hypocreales; Nectriaceae
Product: Importin N-terminal domain-containing protein
Exons: 4
Coding region: 1-3183 (1060 amino acids)
Biological process (GO): protein import into nucleus
Cellular component (GO): cytosol; nuclear envelope
Molecular function (GO): small GTPase binding
Source: RefSeq, a predicted model, not a curated record
AUGGAGGACCAGCUGGUUCAGCUCCUUGCCAACACCCAGCUGUCUGAGCAGGGUCCCAGACAGCAGGCCGAGAUCGAGCUCAAGCGCGCCCGCUCCAAUCCCGCCUUUCCCCUGUCCCUCGCCAACAUUGCCUCCCACACCUCGAUCGAUACAAGCAUUCGCCAAUCUGCCCUUAGUAAUUUGCGGAUUUUCAUCGAGAAGAACUGGAGCGACGACGAGGCCGAUGACGAGCCUGCACUCCCUAUCGCUGAUGACGUCCGGGGCCAGUUGAAGCAGGUCCUGCUCGACCUUUGCUUGAGUCCUGAGGGUGACCGCAAAGUUAAGCUCGCUGCGAGUUACGCUGCAGGCAAGAUUGCCGUGCACGACUUCCCCGAACAGUGGCCCAACCUCCUUCCCACUAUCCUCGCUGUCAUCCCCACGGGUACCGAUGCCCAGCUCCACGGUGCAUUGAGAGUCCUCAGUGACCUCAUCGACGAAAGUCUCAGCGAAGACCAGUUUUUCUCAAUGGCUCGUGACAUCACCAAGGUCCUGACUCAGGUCGCUCUCGACGAAAACCGAAAGCCCAUGCUUCGAGCCCUUGCUAUUUCCACUUUCCGAGGAUGCUUCGACCUUAUGAAUAUGAUCAAGGAGGACCACGCCAAGGAGGUCAAGGCAUUUGCUGACGAGCUUCUGACCGAGUGGAACCCCUUUUUCAUUACCGUUCUGGCAAGCCGCCUGCCUGAGGCCGACCUAACCCAGGGCUCUCAACCUGAUAGCUGGAACAGCAUCAUUGCGCUCAAGCUUCAAGUUGUCAAGACCCUGUUGAGAAUCCGACGCGUUUUCCCCAACCUCCUCCUUCCCCAGUGCACCACCUUCUUCCGCGCUGUUUGGGAGGAGCUUACUUUGAUGCAAGUACCCCACGAGCAGCUUUAUAUCAAUCAGGAUGCACAGGGACGACUGGAGGACUCGGAUAGUCUCCCCUAUACUCUGGACUUCCUCGUCCUGGAAGAGCUGGAUUUCUUGAACCAGUGCUUCAGAGCUCCUCCCGUCCAGGCUGAGCUUGACGGGCAGCUCCAAGGCCACGCUUCGGCCCACGAGGUGCCCUGGAUGAUGGAGAUCAUGAAGAUGCUCGUUGGUUACUCACGUGUCACUCGGGAAGAGGAGGAUCUGUGGGAUAUUGACUGCUCCCUGUACCUUGCCGAGGAGACAUCUGUCACUGCCAACUACACUGCACGAACUGCUGCUGGUGAUCUCCUUAUCAAGAUGGGAGAGUGGUUUGACCAGAAGACGAUUGAUGGUCUAUUCGGCUACACCAAGACCCUAUUUACCGGCGAAGGCUCAUGGCGCAGCCAGGAGGCAGCCCUCUAUCUGUUUGUCAUGCUGGCUAGCGACUUCCAUGACAUGCAGAAGCCUAUUUCUAACCAGGUCGCUCAUGCGUACUUGGAGUUGGUAAACUAUGCCAUCAAUAGACCCCAGGAGCCUCUCCUCGGUGCCAGAGGAUAUUUGGUCGCCGGCGUCCUCUGCAAGUUUUUCGAGACCCCCGUGGAGCUCUUGGACCGCAUCAUCACUUGCAUCACCCGCGAGGAGUCCGAGGUCGUUCAGGUCGCCUGUGUCAAGGCCGCUGAAGGUUUGACUAGAGCCGGACGCGUCACUCCCGACAGACAGAUUCCUAUCAUCAAUUCCAUCCAGACCUACAUGAACAACAAGGAUCCUAGCGACAUGGAGGAUGCAGAUGAGCUUUUGUACACACUCGCCGAGGCUCUUCGCGCCGCUAUCAAGAUCGACACGCGCAUCGCUCUCUCCAACGAUGUGCAGUCCGUUGACCUCCUUUUCAGACUCGCCCAGUUGGGAGCUAGCAACUUCCAGGUUACCAUGAUUGUCUCUGAGGCGUUUGAGGAGAUCGUUGGCACCCUUUCCAACCCCGAGUCCUACGCCGGUCUGUGCAGCAAGAUCCUGCCUACCCUUACCGGGGCCUUUGAUGUUGCUAACCUUACGGAGGACAACCCUCUGGUUACGGUCGCUGUUGAGUUGCUGGCUGUCUUGGCUGAGCAUGGAUCAGAGCCCCUCCCCCCUGGCUUCGUCGCUGCUACGUUCCCCAAGCUGAACCGCCUUCUGAUGGAGUCCACGGAAGGCGAGGUUCUUCGGCCUGGCUGUGAGACUGUCAAGUGGAUCCUGCAGCACGAUCAUCAGCAGGUUUUCAACUGGCAGGAUGGCAAUGGCCGUUCUGGCCUCGAAGUCUGCCUGCACAUCAUUGACCGACUGCUUGGUUCUUCGAUCGAGGAUAACUCUGCUUCUGAGGUUGGUGGCUUGGCUGCCGAGCUGGUCGAGAAGGCUGGUCAAGAGCGCCUGGGACCAUUCCUCCCUCAGCUCCUCCAGGCUGUUGCCAACCGACUUGCUACGGCUGAAGCUGCAGCAUUCAUCCAGUCUCUUAUCCUUGUCUUUGCCCGCCUGACCCUCUCCGGCGCCAGCGACGUUGUUGACUUCCUGAGCCAGAUCCAGAUUAAUGGUGAAAGCGGUCUCCAGGUUGUUCUCGCCAAGUGGCUCGAGAACUCGGUCAACUUUGCUGGUUACGACGAGAUCCGACAAAAUGUGAUUGCCCUGUCAAAGCUCUACUCCCUCAACGAUGCCCGCCUGGCACAGACCAAUGUGAAGGGCGACUUGAUUGUCAAUGCCAACGACGGUCGUAUCAAGACGCGCUCGCGCGCUAAGCAGAGUAUGUACUCAUCGACUCGAGAGUUUUCCACUGCCUCCAUUCUAGAUACUCUCUACCUCCAAUACAUGGAAGCUCAAGACGCUAAUCAACCGCCACCGUCAGCAGACCCUGAUCAGUACACGAUUGUUCCCGCUUCGCUCAAGAUCAUCAAGGUUCUCAUUGAGGAGCUUAUUUCUGCAUCUGGCCAGCGGGCUGCUUCAAAUGCGGCCGCGGCGGCCAUGGCUGCUGCCAGAUAUGACGACGAACUGAGCGACGACGAGGGCUGGGAGGAUGAUGAUGGUACACUCGACCUGAGUCUCGGCACCACCAAGGCCGAACUCAUGUCGUUCAGCGAGGUUGGCCAGCGACAGCGAGAUGACGAGACCCAGGCUUACCUGGCCGACUUCUUCCUCCGCUGUGGCCGGGAGAACACUGCCAACUUCCAGGAUUGGUACAACAUGCUGACGGAGGACGAGAAGACGAAGCUGAACGAGGUGGCAGCAGGGCAUUAG